Molecule: messenger RNA, 492 nt
Organism: Arthroderma uncinatum
Lineage: Eukaryota; Fungi; Ascomycota; Eurotiomycetes; Onygenales; Arthrodermataceae
Exons: 3
Coding region: 1-492 (163 amino acids)
Biological process (GO): aerobic respiration; electron transport coupled proton transport
Molecular function (GO): NADH dehydrogenase (ubiquinone) activity; quinone binding; 4 iron, 4 sulfur cluster binding
Source: RefSeq, a predicted model, not a curated record
AUGAAAAACAACAGUUCCACGGCCAUGACGACCCGUCCCAAACGGAUGGAGGUUACGCUGCCCAGCCAGGGUGAAGAGCCUACGGCCUUUCGACAUAUCAUGACCAAAUUCGACCAAAUUGCCAACUGGGCUCGUCAGGGAUCCCUGUGGCCUCUAACCUUCGGCCUGGCAUGCUGUGGCGUGGAAAUGAUGGCCGUCUCAAUGCCGCGUUAUGAUCUUGACCGCAUGGGCAUCAUAUACCGUGCUUCGCCGCGCCAGGCGGAUGUGCUUAUUGUCUCAGGAACAGUGACAAACAAGAUGGGCCCAGCUAUUAGAUUGCUGUAUGACCAGAUGCCGGAUCCGAACGUGGUUAGGGGUGUGGACAGGUUGCUUCCUGUUGAUGUGUAUGUGCCUGGAUGCCCCCCGACGGCAGAGGCGUUCUUGUACGGAAUCCUGCAAUUGCAGAAGAAGAUCAAGAAUCAGCGCACAACACGCAUGUGGUAUAGAAAGUAG